UUUCGUCUCGCAGCGGAACUUGAACCGAGCCACGACUUGUCUGAGGACUGCAGCGGUGUCCUGGCCUAGGUCUUUGCUUCCUCACCACAGUCUACUACUGACUUCUUCUGUCCACUACAUACCUUUGUACUGUCUCUGCGACCAGUUCGGCCCUUGGUGCCGGAUUAUGGCGACUGCCAUUGGCGAAUCUUCUCCGCUACUUCCUCAACACACGUCUUCUGGGGCCUCACCGUCGCGCACUGGUGGACGAAAUCCACGUACCGUCACGUUUAAUCCUUUGACAUCCGUUAGCACUCAGGCAGGAACUACAUCUUCAGGAUCUUUAAGACCGAUGCAGAGUCCGUCGGCGGCCCUUGGGGGCUCAUCCCAGAGCAGCCGGGAACCACAACCCAUGCUCAGUGCGUUGAACUCGAAACUGCGUCGGAGGAAUAGUCAUGGUGCCCCGCUACCUACCACUCAGCCAUUCCAUCCGGCUCCUCGGGCGGGUGCGCAACGGACGACCAAGACUAUUGAAAAGCUGAAGAUCCUGCCCAACCCCGACAUCGCGGAAGAAGAACCGGACGAAGAAAGUGGGAGGGAUGUGUAUUCGCAGUUCACAAGAAUCAAAGAUCCCACGGCGAGAAGAGAUGCUGCCAGAUUGGGAAAAGCCGACAGAGAGAGGUUGCCUCGCGUGACGGCGUACUGCGUGGCACAGGGCUAUCGGCUCGAUGCAAUCAUGAAGUUCAUGAAAGCCAGGGCGCGAACUCGAGGCGCGAACCCGAAGCUGUUCGACGAGUGUCUGUAUAGCCCGUACGACUACGACUACGUGAAGAAGCAUGACAAGAAAAGGGGGGAUUCGAGGAGCAAUAGCCCAGUACAAGAACGAAUUGCGAGGGUCAUGGCCAGCCCAAGGAUCAAUCCGGGCGAGCGAAGGUUUUCGGACAGCAUCGUGGAAGUUGAGGACAACAAAAAACAGCGAAGAGACGAUCUGAUCGACUUGCAGGAUGAGCUGGGCCCUCCCAGUAUGACCGCCGAGCCCGACGAGCUCGCAGUGACGGCAAGCCGCUCUUCUACCGACCUUCGACAUCCCGAGGGCGAUGAAAUGCACCAGAGGUCCAACUCUGAACUCUCUACGAAAGUGGACACGCCCGAAGUAUUCAUAUUCGACUAUGGCACCGUUGUCAUCUGGGGCAUGACUGUGCAACAAGAACAGAGGUUCUUGAAUGACAUGUCGAAAUUCAGCGAGGCGCCAUUGCCCCAGGAAAGCGUGCAGACGGAAAACUUCAACUUCUAUUAUACCAAAGAGUACCAGGCCCGCAUCUAUAACGACUUCAUCAGCUUGAGGGACCCGCGCAACUAUAUGAUCAAACUGGCCAUCAGUCAUGCACUGUCACAGAGCGUCAAGACGAGUCUGUUCGAGGAUUUGGUCAGCGAGACUAUCGAGGCAACGAGUCCGCUUCCCGCUCUGAUCGCACAAACGGGCAGCGUUAACCUCACCGGACGGCAGCUUAACAUGCAGAUAGGAGAGUUGUUUAUCUUGAGAAUCAAUAUUCACCUGCAAGGGAGCGUCCUUGACAGUCCCGAGUUGAUGUGGGCUGAACCGCAUCUGGAGCCCGUCUACGCCGCAGUCCGGAGCUAUCUGGAAAUCGAACAGCGAGUCGGCCUGCUGACCGAGCGACUGGAUGUCAUUGCUGAUUUACUGGCUGUCUUGAGGGAGCAGGGAAGCAGAAGACAUGGCGAAGUACUGGAAUGGAUUGUCAUCGUCCUGAUCGCCGCGGAAAUCUUGGUUGCCGCCAUCAAUAUUGUUGUCGACCUUUACGCGGGAGUCGAAUAGACUGCCCUUCCUUAUCAUCCUGUUGACCGUUUCAUGUCAUACCUGCUAUUGGCAUUUGUCCCGUCCAACUACCUGCUGGAUCCGCACUUGCAAUACCAAUCGGCACCAAAUCACAGUGUGCACCGAAUCCUCCCGUCGAAUUAAGGCCAAAGGAUGGGGUCACCUCUAACACCCAGGUCCCCAUCGAUCUCAGCAUUUGGUGAACCCUUGUUGUCUUAUUAUUAAUGUCAUACGGGUAAUCUUUAGCGGGGGCGUUGGAGGAAAGAAACUCUCAAGCUGAAGGCUGUCGAUAUACCACUUCCUGCGGGUUAGGUCCCGUCUGUCGGCGUGCAUGGGUGGAUUUCUAUUUGUAAUAUCUUUUACUCUUCCCCGGAGAUGUGCUCAAGUAUGGAAGGGUUCAACAUUGUACUAUUGUCCAGUCAGACAUUGUCGAACUUGAGUGUGGGACUCGGAGUGUGGUUGUAAAUAUGCUGUGAUGAAGCAUUAUUACUGUUUUCAAGGAAUCAAGGAGACAUUGUUGGCUCAUCUGAUCACUUCUGCCAUAUGAAAUCUGUUUGUUAUUCCCUCAACUUCGCAAUACUAUCGGCACUGCAUUGCCUUAUCGCUGACGCUAACUCCCGUCGUCUUCAUGUGCCUUUCUCGCCCAAUACCUGGUGUGUUUCGAUCUGUGAUGGCUGGCUGGUCUUCAUGUCAUUGCGGAACGGCCAGUGUCAAGUACAGUACCUAGGUACAGUGUAGCCCAUACUGCAGUGGUCUCACAGUACCUCAGCUGGCUGCACUGGUAGUCAUUGCCUUCUCACUGUGAUCAGUCCAUAGCUUAGGUACUCAAUGCUCAUUGCCGC
Molecule: messenger RNA, 2655 nt
Organism: Exophiala dermatitidis NIH/UT8656
Lineage: Eukaryota; Fungi; Ascomycota; Eurotiomycetes; Chaetothyriales; Herpotrichiellaceae
Exons: 4
Coding region: 167-1813 (548 amino acids)
Source: RefSeq, a predicted model, not a curated record